Messenger RNA from Cicer arietinum (chickpea), 2144 nucleotides. RefSeq names its product protein EDS1L-like. Lineage: Eukaryota; Viridiplantae; Streptophyta; Magnoliopsida; Fabales; Fabaceae. Gene Ontology annotation, biological process: defense response; lipid metabolic process. The record is from RefSeq and is a predicted model, not a curated record.
UGCUUCAUUAUAGGCCAACCAAAUUCAAGUUUUAAGUCAAGUUGCACAAAAGUCUUCAUAAACAAUGAUCUGAACAAUAUGAUAAAAAAAAUGCAUCUCUGUAUUCAUAUUGGUGUUUACCUAAACAUUGACCAAACAUUCCAAAGGCCACAAUAAACAAGAAGCAGAGAAGAAAAAGAACUGAGACAGACACAUGGCUUCAUCAAGAGGUGGAAGUGAGAGCAUGGAAUUGAGUGCAGAUAAAAUUGAGAAAUCAUUUGCUGCAGCCUUGAAAGUUCACAAAACACCAGAGAAACAUUACCUUUUAGAAAAGAACAACAAAACCAACCCUCCAGAAGUUAUCAUCAGCUUUCCAGCAUCAGGUGCUUUCAAAGAUUGGUAUUCCAAAACAACCUUUGGAGAAACCGAAAUAGAUCUUAGUCUAUUUCCUUCACUUAGAAGCAUUGGUAACAACGAACCUGCUUUGGUUAAUAAAUCAUUUCUCCAAAGAUUCAAAGAUAUUUUGACAAAGUCAUCACUUAGAGAUGAGGUGGUGAGAGCAAUGAAUAGGCAGAAGCAAAUAGUAUUUGCAGGACAUUCAUCUGGUGGUCCAUUGGCAAUUCUAGCAACCCUUUGGACCUUAGAAAACUACCUAACUCCAAAAUCUCAGGGUGGCAUCCCUCCCUUAUGUAUUACUUUUGGUUCUCCUUUAAUCGGUGAUCACAUAUUUUCUCAUGCUACAAGGAGAGAAAUUUGGUCUCACUACUUUUUCCAUUUUGUGAUGAGAUAUGACAUAGUGCCAAGAAUCCUCCUUGCACCUCUCUCUUCAUUUGACCAAAGAUUUGAAACAGUUUCACAGUUGAUAGAUCCUAAAUACAAAUCUUUCAUGAGCGAAUCGAGCCUUGGAAGAAUCGCUUCGAUAUCAGAUUUCUACUUUGAAGUGAUGUCAAAUGCUGCAACUGUCACAAGGCAUGCUGCCUGCAAAUUAAUGGGAACAACAGAGGCAACACUUGAAACUAUUGCAAAUUUUGUUCCUUUAAGCCUUUAUAGACCCUUUGGAACUUACAUCUUUUGCACUACAAGUGGAAAUGAAGGAAAGCAAAUUGUUAUAAAAAACCCUGAUGCAGUUCUGCAGGUUAUGUUUUUCUCUGCUCAGUUAAGCUCUGAAGCAGAAAGUGAUGAAGUUUCCUAUAAAAGCCUAAGACAACAUAUAAGUUAUGGCACUGAAUUGAUAAAAAACUUAGGAAUGCAGAAUGUUGUGGUCUUGGACCAACUACAGAAUCUUCCUUUGUCUGAUAAUACUACUCUAGAUGGCAUCAUUGGAACCAUUAACACAGCCUUAAAUGACCUUGGCCUGAGUACAAGAGCAAGACUAUGCAUUGAAGCAGCAGCAGCAUUAGAGGAACGAAAAAGGAACAACGAGAAAAUCAUAGAACAGAAAAAAGGUUUUAUGGAAGAAAAAAUGAAGGAACUGAAAAGGUACAAAGAAACAUGGGAGCAUCAGAAAAAAGGUUACUACGACGGAUUCAAGGAACAAGCAGACCCGGAAGAUUUCAAAGCAAAUGUAAAGAGACUAGAUCUGGCAGGUGUGUGGGACGAGAUAAUCGAUAAGCUUAUAAAAAACGAACUUCCAGAAGGAUUCGAAGGAAAAAAAGAAUGGAUAGAGAUUGGAACAAGGUUUAGAAGACUAGUGGAGCCUUUGGAUAUUGCUAAUUAUUAUAGACAUUCAAGGAACCGUGACGGUCGUGUUUAUAUGGAUAAAGGUGGAAGGCCAAAACGGUAUAGGUAUACGCAGAGAUGGUUGGAACAUUAUGAGAAGAGGGGUGAUGAAGGUUAUUCGGAAUCUUGUUUUUGGGCUGAGGUGGAGGAUCUUUCUUAUGAUAAUAAGAGUUUUGAAGAUGUUAAGGAAAGGGUUGUUGUGUUGGAGGAAAAGAUUAAAAAGUGGAGGGAUAGAAAUGAUGUGGGUAAGGAUGUGUUUUUGGAGGGUUCUACGUUUGUCAAGUGGUGGAAAAGUCUGCCAGAGCAACAUAGGCAACAGUCAUGCAUUCAAAAUCUUGUUCAACUGUGACACAACUCUUCGGUUCCUUUUUAACAUACGAAUCCUUUGGAUCUUGUUGCCCAAAAAGAAUUACAUCAAUUUACUUCAAAAAGCUUAGAAGAAGAAA